UGGAAGUUUUGCAGAAAGGAGUGAAGUGCACUCGCAGGGCGGCAGGAGAAGGGAGCAGGGCUGGCAAGCAGCUUCCCCCCCACUCACCCUCAGUGAAGGAAAGCAUAAGGUGACAUCAUGGUGCAGCAAGCAGAGAACAUGGACAUGGAUAGCAACCAGCACACAGAGGUCACCGACACUGAGGAGGGAGAGUUUAUGGCCGGGAGCCCAGCAGCCUUGGAUGAAAGUGACCCGGACUGGUGUAAAACGGCCACUGGUCACAUCAAGCGACCAAUGAAUGCGUUUAUGGUAUGGUCCAAGAUUGAGAGGAGAAAGAUCAUGGAGCAGUCCCCAGACAUGCACAACGCGGAGAUCUCCAAGAGGCUGGGAAAACGCUGGAAAAUGCUCAAUGACAGUGAAAAAAUCCCCUUCAUCAGGGAAGCCGAGAGGCUGCGGCUCAAACACAUGGCGGAUUAUCCCGAUUACAAAUACCGACCCAGGAAAAAACCCAAACUGGAGCCCUCUAAGCACACCCUGGGUCAGUCUCCGGACAAGAGUCCAAGCACCAGUGGCAAGAGCAGCAAAAUGUCCUCUAAGAAAUGUCCCAAGCUGAAAACCAGCAGCAAACCUGGGGCCAAGUCACCUCAGGAGGAUGCUGGUGGUGAGGACUAUGUCUUUGGGAACCUUAAGGUGAACAAGGCUGUGAAAUGUGUGUUCAUGGAUGAUGACGAUGAGGAGGAGGAUGAAGAAGAGGACGAGCUGCAGAUUAGGAUAAAGCAAGAAGAAGAUGAGGAGCAGCUGAGGCAGUACAAUGUAGCCAAAGUCCCAGCCAGUCCCACCUUGAGCUCCUCAGCGGAGUCUACUGAAGGAGCCAGCAUGUAUGAGGAGAUGAGCAAUGCCACCAACAACAGACUGUAUUACAACUUCAAAAAUAUCACCAAGCAAAGCACAACACACCCCACCAUCACCCUGGCCCCAUCCAGGUCUGUCUCUACCUCAUCCAGCGACAAAGAUGAUCUGCUGUUUGAUCUGAGCUUAAACUUCACCCAAAACCCUCAGGCACCCGAGCUGGGUAACUCCAACUCAGGAAACCUUUCUCUCUCAUUAGUGGACAAAGACUUGGAUUCUUGUAGUGAGGGCAGUCUGGGCUCUCAUUUUGAAUUCCCAGAUUAUUGCACCCCAGAGCUCAGCGAGAUGAUAGCAGGGGACUGGUUGGAAGCCAACUUUUCGGACUUGGUGUUCACCUACUGAAUUUUUUUUUUAAUUAUUAUUUGUAAUUUUUUUAAACUAUUAUUUUGUAUUUUUGGAAGGGGUUGGUGGGUUUGAUCAAUGAAAUUGGAGGAAAAAAAAGAAAA
This is a messenger RNA of Spea bombifrons (plains spadefoot toad), 1334 nucleotides long. RefSeq names its product SRY-box transcription factor 11 (gene SOX11). Gene Ontology annotation, biological process: neuron differentiation; positive regulation of transcription by RNA polymerase II; negative regulation of transcription by RNA polymerase II. Lineage: Eukaryota; Metazoa; Chordata; Amphibia; Anura; Pelobatidae. The record is from RefSeq and is a predicted model, not a curated record. Gene Ontology annotation, molecular function: RNA polymerase II cis-regulatory region sequence-specific DNA binding; DNA-binding transcription activator activity, RNA polymerase II-specific. The coding region runs from base 118 to 1230 and encodes 370 amino acids. The transcript has a single exon.